AUGACCCUGUUCAAUCCUGCACUCAUCAGUCCUCCUUCUGAUGAAACAAACUUGUAUGCCCCUCAGUUUGUUCAACACAGCACACUGUUGGAGCAGGCUAAGGAAGUGUCCCUCUCCCUCCAAAACAGUCAGGUCAUUGAUUUGGAUAAAGAUUGGAAGCUGGUCCUUCUCUUUGCUCAAGUGGAUCAGCUCUGUGCCUGUGAGCAGCAGCAGUUUCAGUCUGUUAUCAAGGCCGUGGUUGAAGAGGUGGAUGAUGCUCUGCAGCUGCUGCACUCUCAGCUGAGGCGAGCCAUCGUCAGUGUUGGAUUGUGGGUUGGAGAGCCUGACAGUUUCCACAAAAAGAUGUGUCGAUGCUUGGAGACAAACAAUGAAGGAGAAUCCAGACUUCAGAGGGCCAUGCUGAGUCAUGCUCUGCAGGAGUCUUUGGACGAGCUCAUGAUAAAGAGGCGAUGGUACGGGGACAGAGAGGACUUCACUGUCAUUGUGCAGGACACACCUUUCAUCACAGGCCCUUCUUCUGUCUCUAGUGAGCAACAAGCACCACAACAAGCUGAUACACUGAUGGUGCAGAUGUGGACAAACCUGCUGCAGCCCAUAAGUGGCCAACAUAAGACAGAACACAAUGGAAAUAUCAUUGCAUUGCCAUGUCCGACUGAGAACAAACCAUUCCUGAGGACGGAGGGAAACUCCCCUUCAUAUUCCCAGAGUGAUGUCUCUCCUCUCCUUCACCCAUUUAGAGGCACAGUGAUGCUGUGUGAAGACCUCAGCCCCUCACUCUCUACACCCACCUCAGUCCAUGAACUCAGGCCUGGAGAUAUCAAAGUGGUGGCUGCCUUGGGAGACUCUCUGACAGCAGGGAACGGUAUUGCAUCCAACCCCAAUAACAUCUUGGAUGUCCUGAGUCAGUACAGAGGUUUAUCCUGGAGUAUUGGUGGAGAUGAAAACCUCACAACUGUCACCACGCUGCCCAACAUCUUAAAACAUUUUAACCACAACCUGACGGGCUAUUCUGUUGGCAAGGGCAAGCAGCAGACUCAUCAGGCUUUCCUCAACCAGGCUGUAGCAGGAGCUAAGAGCAAGAACGUACCAGAUCAGGUGCGAGCCCUGGUGGCAAGGAUGAAGAAUGACUCUAGAAUCAAUUUUAAAUCAGAUUGGAAGGUGAUCAGCCUUUUUAUUGGUGCAAAUGACAUCUGUGACCACUGCUACAACUCUCUACUUUACUCUAAAGAGAAUUUUAUUCGUAAUGUUCGAGACAGCCUGGAUUAUCUACACAAAGAGGUGCCUCGAGCUCUGGUGAAUUUAAUAGAGCCUCUCCAUAUAACCCCUCUGAGAGAAAUGCAUGUUGACACUUCAAUUAAAUGUCCAACUUGGCUGGUAAAGAUUCUGUGUCCUUGUGUCAUCUUGCCAAAUCCCGACUCUAAAGCUCUGCAAAUGGUGGAGGACAUCAAUAGAGGCUAUCAGCGUAUGCUGAAUGAGCUUGUGGAGUCAAGCCGGUACGACACUCGCUCAGACUUCACUGUUGUCAUCCAGCCUUUUUUCAGAGAAAUCAUCGUCCCCAGACUGCCGGAUGGCCGUGCUGAUCGCUCCUUCUUCAGCGCUGACUGCUUCCAUCUCAGCCAGAAAGCCCAGACGCAAAUGGCUCGCUCCCUCUGGAACAACAUGCUGGAACCUCUGGGCAAUAAGACCAUCCUACAGGAUUUCUCUGUAGACAUUGACCUAAAAUGUCCAACCAAGUCUUCACCAUACAUCCGAACCUAUAACAACAGCAAUUACAUGUAUGCUGGUCCUUCUCCAACACCAGGACCUAUAACAAACUGGGGAAGUGAUUUAUCCUGUGUGGACGUUGCUCCAUCUGACACUGUGCCAUCUUCAGUUCACAAACUGAGACCAGCAGACAUCAAGGUGGUGGCAGCCCUUGGAGACUCUUUAACGGCGGGCACUGGCGCUAAGGCAAAGAACCUGUUCGACCUCAAUAGAGACUAUAAAGGAGUAUCAUGGAGCAUUGGAGGGGAUAAUACUCUGGAGAUGGUCACAACACUACCAAACAUCUUGAGGAAGUUCAACCCUUCUUUAAAAGGUUUCUCCAAAGGCCAGGGCUCUAGACAGAAGGCCUUCAACGUAGCUGUACCUGGAGCUAAGACCUCAGAGAUCCUAGUACAAGUCCAAGCUCUCAUCAAGGCCAUGAGAGAAAAUAAGGAGGUGAAUUUUGAAAAGGACUGGAAACUUGUGACAAUAUUUGUUGGAGGAAAUGAUCUUUGCAAUUACUGCUUAGACCAAAAUAAUCUGUCGCCGAAGAACUACAGCCAAAAUAUUAUGCUCAGUUUGGACAUGUUUUACAAAGAGGUACCGAGGGUGUUGAUUAAUCUUGUGGAGAUCUUGCAGAUAGAGCCAUUGAAAUCAGUUAAGAGGAACACGCUGGGCUGUUCCCUCAUGCAGAGGACCAGCUGUCCCUGUGUUAUCAACCCAGCCGAAAACUCCCCAGAGCUUCAAGAGAUAAGAAGAAUCAAUCUCGAGUAUCAGGCUGAGAUCCAGCAUCUUAUUUCUGGAAAUCGCUAUGAUGGAAAAGAAGAUUUUGCUGUUGUCCUUCAACCCUUUUUACAAAAUUCCUUCAUUCCACAUAUUAAAGAGGGUGAGGUUGACACAAGUUUCUUCUCUGUGGACUGUUUCCACAUAAGUGAGCGAUCUCAUUCUGAGAUGGCUGUUGCCUUGUGGAAUAACAUGUUGGAGCCCAUAGGCAAAAAGCAGACCUACAACAACUUCACACAUGACCGCUCUAAGAUUCAUUGUCCCUCUGAGGCCAAUCCCUUCAUCUUCACUAAAAUCAACAGCCUACCAAGUCCACCAGUAACCGCCACCACCACAACAGCUUCCACAGGCACCACGGCUACCACCAGCUCCAAUUCAGCAACAACCAUCACUGGAGUCAAGUGUCCUUCCUCUUUGCCCGUGUGGGUGCCAGUGAUUGUGGGAUUUGGCAGUUUACUGGCUGGCAUGGUUUUUACUUGGCUUAUUCUUGCCAGCUGUCAGCGUCGCAAAAGUAAAGUCGAGAAAGCAGUAGAAAUGAAAGGAACUGUUUUUUGA
This is a messenger RNA of Anoplopoma fimbria (sablefish), 3081 nucleotides long. RefSeq names its product phospholipase B1, membrane-associated-like. Gene Ontology annotation, molecular function: glycerophospholipase activity. The record is from RefSeq and is a predicted model, not a curated record. Gene Ontology annotation, biological process: phospholipid metabolic process. The coding region runs from base 1 to 3081 and encodes 1026 amino acids. The transcript is spliced from 38 exons. NCBI's taxonomy places the organism in Eukaryota, Metazoa, Chordata, Actinopteri, Perciformes, Anoplopomatidae.